AUGGUAAAUCUACGUAGACGGAUGUUAUUCGUUGCAUUCGCCAUGUUGGUGCCUUUGCUGUUCACUGUGUUGAACAUUGAUAAGGGAAUAGAAAUAACGCACAUCGGGGUUGGUCAGAAUAGUGAUAUUGCCCUCAAUGGCAGAUACGGCGAGUUUAGGGAUGACACUAUGAAAGUUGGAUUUGACAUUGCUGGACACACAAACAGAAUUGCUGCAGAUGCACCUGGGUACGAACACAGCACCAGUGACAAUCGCGCAGCAGUUGACAGGGUGGACAAGCUAACACGAAACAGACAAGCCAACAGUAGCAAUGCCACAAUUAUGAAAAGGGGGCAUGCGAUGGUUCCGAGUGUUGUGGGUGAGUCUGAACACUCGCAGCACACGUCACUAAAGCAGCUGGACGUCAGAGCAUUUGAUGAUGAUACAAUUAUUCCUUCAUUAGUCGAUAACUCUUCUUACAUGACCAAUCAGGAAUCAUUAUCGCAUGAGAUCACAAAUAGUUCUAAUGCUUUCAAAAAACAGGUUGAUCCGAGAGGAAAUCCUGGCAUAACCCUCAUUCGGAAUGUUGAUUUGCCAAGUGGGCAAAACAAUCUGAAACAAAAUCAAGAUAUUCACAGAAAGAAAGAGAAUGGCGGUGGUCAUGGAUACAAGAGAAAAAAUGAUACAAGUAGAGAAGUUUUUGGCGUUGGAAAAGUAGACAAUAAUCUCCAUGCAGAAGAACACGCUUCUAGGGCGGAAUUGUUGGACUCGGGUGUGAAUAACGAUCACACCGCCAGACAAAUUGAUAAUUUACAUGAGUAUAAUAAAGAAAGGUGGGGAAAACAACAGAAAGGUCGUGUGUACAGAUUAAGUGAAACUCAACCGUAUUCCGUGAAUUGGUGGGACUUGAUUACAGAGGGCGAAUUCAAAAUCCUCGUUGAUGAGUUCGCAAAUAAGGAUCUUCGUUUUGGAGAUGAGUAUCCAGAGUGGUUUAGUCGUACAGAUAUAAUUUGCAUGGAAAAGCUGUCUACAAAUGAUGUCAUUGAUGCUUUUGUGAAAAAAGAUCACCCACGACUGCGUUUGUUGGUAUUCAAUAACACGGGUAGUGACCGACUAUUGUCGUUUAAAAGAUGCACGGACCAGUGCGGUAUACAGAAGAGUACGAGGGACUGGUUCGAGAUUGUUUCAUUUCACCUGGAUCGUGUGAUCGGCUUGAAACGAGCAUUGCCGGCAGUGGCUCGCAUUAUCACCGCCAAACCAGGUUCGGGCUUGUCGAUGGACACACGUUUCAGCGAUGGGUUGCCACGACCCGUUAUUUGGUGGGACCCUGAUAUCAAGCAUGGCGGAGAGUUCAUGUUUGAUCAGAAUUCGCUUGAUUUAAGCUGGACGGACUACCAGAGAGAGUUGCGGUAUAAAUGUAACUCACAGACAAAAACGUUGCGUGAUUAUCAUUGCCGAACCAAGAUUAUGAACAUCGAGUGGAGUAAACUGGCGAUGUUUGAUUUUAUUUUGCAGAUUCACGAUCGAUUAGACAGAAACUGUUGUGGAUAUGACAGAGAUGAAGGUGAAAAUUGCGAUUGGAGGCACGACGGUUGUGAUGACAUAAACAAACAGUUCCUGGUCCAUAUCAUGGUUCAUAAAUAUAGUGUAUCAAGAUUAGUCUUCAUCGACAAUGCUGGCAACCACAAACGAAGUAGGGACCAUUUGAAUUAUAGACAUUUAAAAGGAAUAACAGAAUUUCCGGAGAACUCUAUAAAUAUUCUAAGAUCUGGCAAGUUUAGAGAAAUGAUGAAGCGUUCACUCACUAUUGACCGUUGGUUCUGGAUUGCAGUCGGUGGAGAAGACGGAGUUGACACAAUUAUUGAUAUUCUUGAGGAACGAGUGAAGGCCUUGUUAGACUAUAUUGAUUCGAAUGAAAAUAUACAGAUAGUGUCUGAUUACUGAGGUUGGGAGAAGGAAGUAACAUCAUUUAUAGUCACCAAAUUAAAUUUGAUUAUCCAACAAAGAUUGUUUUUUUGCUUUUCUGUUAACCUAGAUAACAAUUACUAUAGUGGCACAGUCAGCUGGUAUGCAUGCAAUAAGAUUAAUUCAUUGAUAUUUACUAUACUGGGGCCAACAUCUUGAAUAUGGCUUAAAUCUUUAAGAAACAAGUUGAUAAACAGGUUUUCCUACAAAAUCUCACACAGCCAAACAAUUUUCUUGAAUAACAUUAAAGCUAUCGCUAAUGAAAUAUGACCAUAAUCCUUAGCAACACCUCACUUUACAGGAAGAAUUUGCAUUUUCCUUUAAGCCAAGAUUCUUGUUCAACUGUAAGGCCGCCCACAAAUUGCCUCCUGAUUUGGAUGACGAUUUUGGUUUCUCCCGUAUAUUGAGUAUCAGCAAAUUAAUUUCAUUUAAUAUCAUUUUACGAUACGUAACUGUACAUCAUUAUGUUAAGUAUCGAUACUACUAAUAAUUAAUUGUAGACAUAUUUUUGAUA
Saccoglossus kowalevskii is the source of this 2458-nucleotide messenger RNA. RefSeq lists its product as uncharacterized. The record is from RefSeq and is a predicted model, not a curated record. Lineage: Eukaryota; Metazoa; Hemichordata; Enteropneusta; Harrimaniidae. Gene Ontology annotation, cellular component: Golgi apparatus.